Messenger RNA from Daphnia pulicaria, 1086 nucleotides. RefSeq names its product transcriptional regulator ATRX homolog. Gene Ontology annotation, cellular component: nucleus. The transcript is spliced from 2 exons. The record is from RefSeq and is a predicted model, not a curated record. NCBI's taxonomy places the organism in Eukaryota, Metazoa, Arthropoda, Branchiopoda, Diplostraca, Daphniidae. Bases 502 to 1086 code for a protein of 194 amino acids. Gene Ontology annotation, molecular function: ATP hydrolysis activity; ATP binding; ATP-dependent chromatin remodeler activity.
GCUCUGUUCCAGUAAAGAUACACUAUAUGCUUAAUUAAACUUGAGUCUAAAAGCCUGUAGUGGAAAAUGCCGGCACAUACUUGGCCACCAGGUCAUAAUAAUCCUCCACACCUAAGCUUGUUGUUCACAUUCGUGUGAGGUUACCAGUAACUAAUGAAACCAAUUCACUUUUGCAACCUCUGCUCACUCAGUCAUCACCAUCACCUAAUCCCGCUGACGUUGUCGCCGAAGAAGAAAAGCGAAAAAGGAGAUUGGCUUGCCAACGAGAAGCUUACCAUCAAGCUUUCUGGGGAAACUUAGACCUCAUUAUUCAAUCAAGUCCCUGGGUGGUGCUGGAUUUAUCCCCGAAAAGGAGCUGGAACGCGUCAGGAUUGACGGCCAUUUUGCCAUUAAAUUAAAGGAUCAUCAAGUCAAAGGAAUUAAGUUUAUGUGGGAUAACUGUUUUGAAUCAGUCGAAAAAUCAGAGAGAAUGCUGGAUCUGGAUCCAUUCUAGCCCAUUGCAUGGGACUAGGGAAAAGUCUGCAGGUGGUCACCAUAGCACAUACAGUGCUGAAAAACAGACUUUGCCUGAUGGACCGUGUGCUAGUAGUUUGCCCUGUAAGCACCAUUUUCAAUUGGAUUAAUGAGUUCAAGCUGUGGCUUCCAACAUCUUCGGUCGUCAAGGUGUAUGAAAUGGUGAACAGCAAAGACAAUCCCUCACGAACGGGCGUGCUACGAAGUUGGAUGGAAAGUGGAGGAGUCAUGGUUAUAGGAUAUGAGAUGUACCGUAUUCUAACCGACAAAACCAACCCCAAGAUUAAUGUUGAAGACCGAGUAGUUAUCACAUGUUCUCUAGUCGAUCCUGGGCCUGAGCUCGUCGUUUGCGAUGAGGGGCACACACUAAAAAACGAAAAAUCCGCUAGCAACAUUUCGACGCGACAAAGAAUUACCUUAACUGGGACUCCAAUACAGAAUAAUCUUCUUGAGUACCAUGCUAUGGUACAAUUUGUGAAACCACUUUUGCUUGGGACUGCCGCACAUUUCACUGAUUUUUUUGCCAAACACAUAAAUAACGGGCAGUCAGCCAGGGCUAGCGGAUUUCCAUGA